AUCUCGUGGGCCAGAGUUGAGAACCUCUGCACAAGGUUAUUCUGGGUGAUUGCUUGGGUUUUUCUACUGUGUGGACGAGCGAGAGUGUUGCCGUGAAGGAGAGGGAGUUGUCCCUGCUGUUAGCCAGGAUCAGGGAUGAAGUGGUGGUCAGUGUUCAGCGGUGGGAGCGUCUGCAGGGUGAGAAGGCCCAACUGGAGCAGAGUUUUGAGCGGGAGCUGAAAGGACUACAAGAGGAGCAACAGCAGGAGCUCAAGGCCCUGCAGGAGAGACUGGUAGAGGAGGUCACCUCCGAGAUACAGCGACUCCGGCAACAGCAGAACAGCCACCUAGUGCAGCUGCGUUCCCAGCACCAGGAACAGAUCGAGGAAAUGAGUGAAAACCAUGAGAGGGCCAUGAUGGAGAUGGAAGCGACCCAUGGUGCCACGUUGGCCACUUUACAGGAAGAACACACCAGAACCAUCAAGAACCUGAAGAUGGCACAUGAGCAGCAAAAGAAGUCAAUGGAAGAGGAAUUUGAGAAGCUCAGACUCUCACUACAGGAUCAGGUGGACACCUUGACAUUUCAGAACCGUGCUCUGCGAGACCGGGCCAAGCGCUUUGAAGAAGCACUGCGCAGAAGCACAGAUGAGCAAAUGGUGGAUGCUCUUGCUCCGUAUCAGCAUAUCGAAGAGGACCUGAAGAGUCUUAAAGAGGUUCUGGAGAUGAAGAAUCAACAGAUUCAUCAACAGGAGCUCAAAAUUUCAGAGCUGGAAAAAAUGGCCCAAAAGAAUGUUAUGCUGGAGGAGCGUAUUCAGGUGUUACAGCAGCAAAAUGAAAACCUGAAGGACAGGAUUGACCGCAACCUUGCCAUGUCCAGGCAACUGUCAGAGGAAAAUGCCAACCUGCAGGUGAACGUUGAGAAAGAGAGCAACGAGAAGAAACGACUGAGUCGCACCAAUGAAGAGCUGCUGUGGCGUCUUCAAUCGGGCGAGUUGAGUCCUCGAAUGUCUCCCACCCAGUCGCCCCUUCAUCGACCAGCCUCUAGUCCAGUUUCACCCUCCCGACAACAGCCCUUCCCUAGAUGAGUGUCCAGUUCUCCGUCUCAAACACUAUUAUUUUUUUCCCUUUCUUUAUCUUUAACUCAUGUUUCUCAUUGUGGAUUCUGAUUGGAUGGAACAGAGGAUGCUCUCACACCUCUGACAUCAUAGAUGGUGGCCAUAGCGCUUUCGGUUUCAUCAUGCCAAUGUUACUGUAUUAGUUAGUUGAUACAGUGGUCAGGGUUUGAGUUGUAGCGUGACUGAACAAAAUAGUCGAAGGCAUGUACGUAAUUAUGUAAAUAGUUCACCCAAAAAUGUAACAUUCUAUCAUAAUUUACUUAUUCUGAACCUGCAUGACUGACUUUCUUAUGUGGAGCAUAAAUGGAGAAAUGUAAAAAAAUUGUCAUUGUUCUUUUUCGUGCAAUUACAAUGAAUAGGGACUGAAGCUUUUAAGUUUUAAAAGGAUGCAUGAAAGUCAAAUUUAAGUAAAUUGUUAUACUCCGCCUACAGUGUGACUGGAUAGUUGAAUCAGUGAGUUGAUCUCUAACUAAAUCAGUCUGAUUCAUGAAGAAUCAAUCGGGUUCAAGAAUCAAUCAACAUUCUAAGCCAAUUAUGGUUGAAAGUUCCAUCUUUAUCAGCAUAGUUCAACGAUUCAGCAUUUGCAUUUGAAACUGCAGUUCUAACAAAUGUUCGCAAACGGCAUCAUAAAGUUGUUUGGUUGGAACUACAGCCUUCAACCUGUGAUUAGGAUUGUGAUUAGUAAAUUUUUUU
Sinocyclocheilus rhinocerous is the source of this 1787-nucleotide messenger RNA. RefSeq names its product microtubule-associated tumor suppressor candidate 2-like. The transcript is spliced from 9 exons. Bases 369 to 1064 code for a protein of 231 amino acids. Gene Ontology annotation, molecular function: microtubule binding. Gene Ontology annotation, cellular component: cytoplasm; nucleus. NCBI's taxonomy places the organism in Eukaryota, Metazoa, Chordata, Actinopteri, Cypriniformes, Cyprinidae. The record is from RefSeq and is a predicted model, not a curated record.